Molecule: messenger RNA, 1572 nt
Organism: Suillus subalutaceus
Lineage: Eukaryota; Fungi; Basidiomycota; Agaricomycetes; Boletales; Suillaceae
Exons: 9
Coding region: 1-1572 (523 amino acids)
Source: RefSeq, a predicted model, not a curated record
AUGAAAGACGAGCAGCUGACGAUGAUUUCGGGGGAGUACAACGAUGGUCCAGCUUUGACUGAUUCACCCCCAGGGGGUGAUGGUAAUGAACUGAUGGAAAUUGAUGAAAGCCAGUCUGGACACAAUGAUGGGCGCACAGAUACGAUCCCUUAUUAUGUCCUUCAACACCAUCAAGCGAAGAACGGACGUCGCAAGGCUCCUUCCCUGACCUGUUUAUCAAGCAACUCUUGCAGCCACACUCUGACAAGUAACGCCUUUGGUCGUUCGAAGUCUCCUCGCCAAUAUUCACCCAAACAUAUCCCUCGUCGUCGGUCCCCUGAGACACGUACUUCUUCCACUCGCCUCAAGCCUCCCCAGCGUGCACCUCGAAAAGGGCCAUCUGCAAAGGCUGGUUCUGCCCAUGGGGGUCGUGAUCCCACGUCCCAUGGACCAUCUCGUCGACGCUCCCCGACUCGGUCAAUGACUGCCUUUACUCGCUCAAGGUCUCCGCGUUCAAGCAGGGGUUGUGAUCCCAUGUCCCGUGGACCAUCUCGUCAAUGCUCCCCAACUCGGUCAAUGACUGUCUUUACUCGCUCAAGGUCUCCGCGUUCAAGCAGGGGUCGUGGUCACACUUUCCGCAGACUGUCUCCUUCGCAAUACCCCCCAGCUCAGUCAACAACCAUUUUCACUCGCUCAAGAUCUCCACAUCGGAGUACAUCCCGUGGAUCAUCUCCUGGACAUUCCUCAUUGCGGCCACCAGAUAGGCGAGCCUCUCAAUUCAAUCACUCGCGGUCUCAUACCCCUGUUCCAAGCCGUUCUCACUCGUGUACUCGUAGUCCCACACCUGAAUCAAGGAACAGAGACAAACCCAUGAACAAGCAGACGAAUCCUUCGAAACUUGGGUUUUAUCCACCAUGUUGGCAAGCAUUUCUCCAGGCCGCCAAAUUAGAAAUGUGCUUGCAAGCUGUUCUGACUCAUCCUGUCCCAGAGCAUCAGCAUGUGCUACAGCUCGCACGAGAAGUCUUAGAUGCAGUAUUAUGGAGUUACCAUUCAAAGAAGAUCAAAAUGGAAAACAGCUAUUUCCCGCAGUAUAGGGCACAGAUGUCGCGCCUUCUUUGCGACGACUUAUUCACAUUUCGCACCGAGCUCAAGAAAAUCGUUAUAUCUAUCACAAAACAACUGUACAGUAUCUUUCCCAAAGCCAACAUGGGGCAGAAGGACACCCUUCAAUGGCAUGGCAAGUACAAGAAUUUCGUUUCGCAAGUUCUCAAGGAUGCAUGUAUCGACUUCUACUACGGUAAUGGCAAAAAGGCCCUCAAGUUGACCAAAGAAUUCCGCAAAACGAUCCCCGUCAACGCGCUCAUUCUCGUCAGCGCAGUUGCGAAGGGUAUUCUAACUGGGUUCCGCAACACCAGCACAGACAAAGUCUCCGACCUGUCCGCUGAUAAAUGCAGGUCUGACUUCAACUCCCUACGAAGGUCGGUUGACACACUGAUGGACAAUUCUGAGUGUCGUCAGGAACUGGAAAGUAUGCUAGAGGAAUGGGCUGAUGUGGGGAUGAUGGGCAGCGAUGAUGUCAACAUCGUUUUGUAG